Molecule: messenger RNA, 489 nt
Organism: Coffea eugenioides
Lineage: Eukaryota; Viridiplantae; Streptophyta; Magnoliopsida; Gentianales; Rubiaceae
Product: NADH dehydrogenase [ubiquinone] 1 alpha subcomplex subunit 1-like
Exons: 1
Coding region: 57-260 (67 amino acids)
Source: RefSeq, a predicted model, not a curated record
AACACAGUGACUAGCAACCCAACCAAUCAACCAUCCUGGUGGUGGUGGUAGCGGAAAUGGCAUGGGUGAUAUUGGAAGCAUUUCUACCAUUGGAAAUCAUAGUUGGCAUGCUUUUCGUGAUGGGAAAUGCUCAGGACUUUAUCCACAAAGCCACCCAUGGCUGGCCGAAGCACAUCGAUAACAACGUUUGGGAUGUGGCCAUGGAAAGACGGGACAAGAAGCUCAUGGAGAUGCUAUCCUCUUCUUCUACUCCUAAUUAACAAUCUAACUCAGGAAGCACUAUGGCCUAUCGGUAAAUUUUUGGAUCUCUUCAUGUUUUGCAAGCAUUGAAGUUGUAAGCAGACAAGUUGAAUUGUUGUCUUCCUUUUGCAGCUUACUUUAAGCUUUUGAACUCAAAAAAAAAUAAGGAACAAGCUAUUGAUGUUGAUUGCCUGGAUUUGGUAGAUGAUAAAAUAACUAUAGAUGUUUGAGUAAUAAUAAUAAUAAUAA